Messenger RNA from Octopus sinensis (East Asian common octopus), 1346 nucleotides. RefSeq lists its product as uncharacterized. The coding region runs from base 123 to 881 and encodes 252 amino acids. The record is from RefSeq and is a predicted model, not a curated record. Lineage: Eukaryota; Metazoa; Mollusca; Cephalopoda; Octopoda; Octopodidae. The transcript is spliced from 11 exons.
UGUGUAAUAUUUGUCUCUUUAUUUUCAGAAAGUUGCAAAACAACCAAAUACAAAAGUAUGAAGAUGGCGCUUUCCUAUUCCUGCCCAGUAUAAAGACAAUUAACCUCGAAAACAAUAAGAUUAUGACGUGUGGAUGUCACCUACCAGCCUUCGUAAAUCAUAUUAAAAAAGUCUAUAACAGAAGUGUGACUGUCAGAGGCAAGUGUCAGGAUGCUACAGGCGCAACAAUCCCUAUACUGAAUUAUGCACAAUGUAAAGAUUACUCGUUAUUUCAAAGGAAUUUGCAGUGUCAAACAUGUUCAAAGAUGACGUGCAAUGAGUCAUCUGUAACCAGUUGUCCAGGAGCAGAGCCAGUAUGCCGAUUUGCAAUGUCAAUGAACGGUGUUACAAUGAAGAUUGAAAAGUCCUGCAGCACAUACAGAAAAUGUGUUGAAGCUAUGAGAAACAAUACCCUUACUUGCAAUAAAUGGACCAAUGGCACUUCUUGUGUUGGUUGUUGCGUCGGAAACUUAUGUAACAAGAAUGAUUUCCUUGACUGGACCAAUUUCUUCGUAUUCCAUUUGACUUUGAAAAAGUUCAGCGAAUAUAAAAUCUCUGCUGAGAACUUAUCAAAAGCUAUGGAACGUGAGUUAACCACGACGGGAACCUUCACAAUUGAAUAUUGUGGUUUGGACAGAAACCGGACGAUAUUUGCAAUUUACUCCAAGCCAUAUAGCAAGACAUCUAAAAAACAACUGUUGCGCAAUAUCUCCCAAGUUUUAAACACAUCCCAAACUUUGCGCAACGUCGGCGUUCAGCAAAGUCACAUAGAUUGUUUGAUGAAAUGGUUUGUGAUGAAAGCACAACAUCAAAUAACAGUCAAACCUUCUCCUGGCCAAUGACAAAAAUAGGAACUACUGCAGAAAUCCCAUGUCAUGCAUAUUUAGCAACAAGAUACUGUUCUCCCAGAGACUCAGAAAUGGCAUCAAGUCAAUAUAUGACGACAGCAAAGUGUUCACCGUUUACUGGUAUCUGGAAAGAACCAGACAUGUCACAAUGUAACAAUACAGAUUGGAUCACUCAACGACUGAAGGACAUCGUAAUAAGUAUCGAUACAGCAAACUUCGACAAUAUUUCGGAAGAGAUGUUAAAUAUAUCAAAGAAAUCAAUAUAUUUCAAAGAAGUUGAUGUUGACUUGGCUGUAGGCAUUCAUGAGAAAAUGGUGUCAUUGAUACCGAAAGUGUCUGCGAAUAAUACACUUCGGUCCAUAAACAAUUUGAUUAACAUACCAGAGGAGGUUUUGGCUGGAGCUGAACAAGAGAAUAGAAGUGACAACAGAUUGCUGCAUCUUAUACAAGAAAUCCCAG